AAAUUCAUAUUACCAGGCAAGGGAUGGUAUGGUAGCAUCAGUAGUUGAGCUUUGCUUGAAGCCGAAGGAGCAACGAAAAGUAGAUGGCCAGUGAGCUUCGUGGCCAAGAAGCAUUCCACACGUAAGCAAACAAACUCAGUUAAUGCCUUGCGCCUCUUGCAGUCUUGCUUAAGCUUCGGCGAUGUCGCAGAAGAGACGCCCCGAAGAUGGCAAGGCUAAAUCAGAGAGCAGCAGUCCGGAGGAUAAGCGCAGAAAGGUUCCCCCCUUUUCCAGUGUGGUGGAGGUGAUGAAAUUAAACAAUGUCCGAAAUUGGCUGGAGCCAACGCUAGAGCCCUUCCUUCGUCGAGUGGUUAAGGAAGAAGUUGAAUCAGCCCUAAACAGACAUUUAACGAGCAUGAAACAGGCAUGUGAGGAGGUUCUAACUCCUGAAUCCAGGAAUUUGCAGCUGCAGUUUGAAAACAAUAUUUCUCCUCCGAUCUUUACGGGGGCUCGAAUUGAGGGGGAAGAUGGCUCCAAUUUAAGGAUAAGUUUAUUUGAUUCGUUGACAGGACAGGUUGUUAGUUCAGGGCCUGAGUCUGCAGCUAAGGUGGAAAUUGUAGUACUUGAGGGUGAUUUUGAAGACAGAAGUGACAUUUGGAUGCCUGAAGAGUUUAAGAGCAACAUCGUAAAAGAGAGAGAUGGAAAAAAGCCUCUUCUUACGGGAGAAGUAUUUUUGGAUCUUAAAGAUGGGAUCGGUGCAGUGGGUGAAAUUUCAUUUACAGAUAAUUCAAGCUGGACAAGGAGCCGGAAGUUCAAGCUAGGAGCUAGAGUUGUAAAUAACUUUGAUGGAUUUAGAAUAAAAGAAGCAAAGACAGACUCAUUUAUUGUCAGGGAUCACCGAGGGGAAUUGUACAAGAAACACCACCCUCCUAGUCUGUCUGAUGAAGUCUGGAGAUUAGAAAAGAUUGGCAAGGACGGAGCUUUCCAUAAGCGGCUGAGUCUGGAGAGGAUCAAUACUGUAGAAGAUUUUCUCACACAUCUCAACCUAGACCCAGCAAAGCUACGCAGUAUACUGGGGACAGGAAUGUCUACAAAAAUGUGGGAAGCAACAGUGGAGCAUGCUCGAACAUGUGUGCUCGAUACGCGGAGAUUUUUGUACUUCCCUUCUCAUUCUGAACCAAAAACUGGUGCGGUCUUUAAUGCUGUUGGACAAGUGACGGGACUGCUCUCUGAAAGCCAGUAUGUCCCUGUAGAUAAGCUGUCUGAAACUGAAAAGGCUGAUGCUCAAAGCUCAGUAAGUUCAGCAAUUCAACAAAAGGAGGAAUUUGACUCUUUCAAUGAUGAAGCCUCUCUAAUGGAGGGGUGUACAUCCUUAGACAAUGUACCUUCCUCCUCAUACUCACCCAGAUCAGAUGGAUUUAGUGCCCACAAGCUUAUGUCUUCUCCGAAGACUGAUCGAUUUGAUUACUUCCAAGGGAGCGGCCCUACUCCGGAUAUUUUGUCAUCUGUGUACCCUGUGGGAGCCAGUGGCUUUGAUGAAUACCUGUUGCCCAUCAGCGACAGCAUGAAUUUUAGAUAUGACCAAACACUUGGUUUUCCAGUCCAAACCUCUAAUCCUUUCAUUGGUGAAACAGAUACCAUGUCUAAUGUCUUCGAUGACCAGGCUCAUCAUUUCUUUGAUACUGAUAUUCGCCCUCCACGUAUGGAUAAGCAAGCAGAAGUAACGAGUGCUCAGAAGAGAUGGAGAAUGCUAUUCAAUGUCCUAAAAUGGCUCCCAUUGAGAAAAAAGAAGCCAGGAUUGAGAAGCUGAACACUGCAGGAAUGGAUCUGUGUUCUAACAUGAGCAAACUGGCUGUGUUCAUGAUUGCCGCCUCAAAAGGCAAAUAACAAAAGGAUGUAAAUUGUUGAGAAAGUACAGAUGUAAAUACACAUUCGAUGACCUUGGCUGUCAUAUAUCUUGCCCGAGGUCAUUGAACUGCUUUCCUUUCAUUGUACAUGCUUAGUGUUAUACAGUGAGGCGGUGGUUUCUGGUUGUUGAGGAGGUGCUUAGACUAGCGGAAGCUAUCCUGGCGAUUCAGUGGCUUCUAUGCCGAAUCAUAAUUUUGUAAGCAAGCUUCUACCAAUAAGAUCAUUCACUCUGGACAACAUACAUCAGAGCUCGUGUGUUUCUUGGGACAAAGCCGUUUUUUUUCAUUCAUCAUAGCUUAUGCACAUCAAAUAUAUGCUUUUGGUGCCAGCAUUCAGUUGUUAA
Neltuma alba is the source of this 2230-nucleotide messenger RNA. Its product is annotated as calmodulin-binding protein 60 A. Lineage: Eukaryota; Viridiplantae; Streptophyta; Magnoliopsida; Fabales; Fabaceae. Gene Ontology annotation, biological process: regulation of salicylic acid biosynthetic process. The record is from RefSeq and is a predicted model, not a curated record. Gene Ontology annotation, cellular component: nucleus. The transcript has 8 exons. The coding region runs from base 182 to 1789 and encodes 535 amino acids. Gene Ontology annotation, molecular function: sequence-specific DNA binding; calmodulin binding; DNA-binding transcription factor activity.